AAAUAGACACAAGUUCAGACAAAAUAGAUUUCAAGGAUUUACAAAGGAGACGAUCAGGUACAGUUGAGGUAUAUCCUACCACGAGCUCUCCGCCGAGGGAUGAAGUAAUAAAGAAGUGGCAGGUUGAAAUCACCAAGACGAUACCUAUGGAAUCAGAAGAGGUCGGCAUAUUCUCCUCAUCUUGUUGUUACGUCAUCCUAUACUCAUACCGUGACAACGUGAGGCAGCAUCACAUGGUCUACUUCUGGCAGGGGUUGCGGAGUAGUUUGGAUGUGAAGGGAGCCUCUGCCAUCAUGGCUCAGAGGAUAGACGAUCAGGAGGCGGCCGGCGGCGCUCUCCAGAUACGAGUACUGGAGGGUAAGGAGCCGCCCAUGUUUCUCCACAUGUUAACUGGUCGGAUGGUUGUGUUUAUGUAUAAAUACAACACCUGGGGUGAUAUUACACAACGGAAGCGUUUGUUCCAAAUCCGUGGCAGCAGUAGAGAGAAGAUCCGGACGAUCGAGGUUGAGCCGUCUUCAUCAUCUUUAAACUCUCAAGAUACAUUCCUGUUGAUGAACGAUCAGAAGACCGUCAUCUGGAAAGGACAGCUGUCCAACAGCUGUGAACAGAGCCUGUCACGUGACAUGGCAGGGUACCUAGCGCCUGAAAACAUCAUCGAGUGUAUAUCUGAGGGAGAGGAAACGGACGACUUUUGGGAGGCACUCGGAGGAAUAUGUGAAUAUGCAAAAUGUCAUAAUAAUCCAGGAACAGAAUGGUUUCCCCCUAGACUGAUGCAGUGCUCAAACGCGACGGGUAGAUUUAGGGUGGAGGAAAUACUAGAAUUCACCCAACAGGAUCUGUGUGAAGGCGACGUGAUGCUACUCGAUACUCACCAGGAGGUACGUGGAUCAUGUUGUUGCAUCUAA
Mizuhopecten yessoensis (Yesso scallop) is the source of this 905-nucleotide messenger RNA. Its product is annotated as gelsolin-like. The annotation marks the transcript as partial. Gene Ontology annotation, molecular function: actin filament binding. The record is from RefSeq and is a predicted model, not a curated record. The transcript is spliced from 10 exons. Lineage: Eukaryota; Metazoa; Mollusca; Bivalvia; Pectinida; Pectinidae.